UCAGCUCUGUAUUCAGGUUUUCCUCUUAGACAGCUCAUGAAUUUGAACAUUUAUUCACAUUUCUGAUAUUUUAUAAAUUUUGAUAUUAACAGAAGUCAUAGCAAGGACUAAAUUAUAUUCACAUAAUCAACUUUUUGAUUAGAAGAGAAAAUCUACAGCAGCCAUGUUGUUGGCAGAAGCUGGAUGUUUGUUUCUGGGUUUCAUUCUGUGUCUGUCAGGUGUUCAGGGAAAACCAAACAGCAUCUGUGCCUUGAAAGGUUCAUCAGUGAAUCUGCCCUGCUCACAUCAACAUCCCACUGCAAGAAAUGGCUGGUACACUGGACACGAUACUGUCUCCAAGAUAAAGUUCUCAGUAGAGGAAACACAUGUAAAGUACAGCAUGUCAGCAGAGAGUAAUUUCACUCUAACAAUCAAUAAUCUGACAGAGAGAGAUGCAAAUUUUUACUGCAUUAAAACUGCUGACAGAUCAAAGUGCCAACAAUGUGGAAUUCAUCUCCAUGUUACAGAGCUGCAGGUAAAGGUGAUUCCUGCCACAGAGGGACAGACAGUAACACUGAUGUGCAGCAGCAGCUGUCCUCUGACUGAAAAGCCUGCAGCCUACAUCUGGUACAAGAACAGAGAGUUUCUCUAUGAGGACUGGUCUCCCUGGUACCAAGAGCUGCUCAGCAGUGAGGAAGCAGUCACAUACUCCUGUGCUGUCAAAGGCUACGAGCAUCUCAGAGCCCCUGAAGUCUCUGUGGGUUCCAUCACAGAGACCUGCUUCAGUGUGACCUAUGCUAAAGGGAGAAUGUGUUCUUCUCAGCAGACAUCAGUGGACGAGUCCUGCUCCAUCACAUAUCCCAGAGAAAUUCAUGUCCAGAGCCCUGCUGAACACAGAGGUCACAUCAGACUGACCUGUAACAGCAGCUGUUUUCUGACUGAGCCUCUGAUUUCCUUUGUGUGGUAUGAAAACAGAAAGCCUACAGUGCAGGAGGGAAAACAGAUUCUAGUUUCCAUCUCUCAGCCAGACAGUUUGUCUUGUGCUGUAAAAGGUCUUGAGGAUGUGCGCUCUGCUGACGUCUGUUUCAGUGAUUCCUGCUGGAGUUUGAAUUAUGUCCACAGCAGAAUCUGUGCUCUGGAAGGAUCUUCAGUGAACAUCUCCAGUAAAUACUCACAUCCUGACUACGAGCAGAUACAGUCUAAAUGUUGGUAUAAAUUUAAGGGAAAUGCUGAGGAGGAAGCUGAACAGCUGACUGAGGAUGCAGAUCAUGUGGAGUAUGAUGACAUCAUGAAGAACCAACACAUCCUCAGAUUAAAGAAGUUGAAGAGAGAUGACUCAGGAGAAUACAGGUUCACCAUCACAACAGAAGCUGAAGAAGUGAUAGAGUCUGAUUUUCUUGGAGUUACUCUGAUUGUCACAGAGCUGAGAGUGAAGAUGAGUCCUUCUGCAGUGGUGACAGAGGGUCAGAGAGUCACACUGACCUGCAGCACCAGCUGUCCUCUGACUGACAACACAAACUACAUUUGGUACUUGAACAGUCGACCUCUGACCCCGAGAGAGAACCAAACCAAACAUCUGAUCCUAGACCCAGUCAGCAGGGAGGAUGCAGGAAGCUACUCGUGUGCUGUGAAAACCAACAAAGAUAUCAGCUCUGCUCCAAAGACUCUCACUGUCCAAAGUACUACAGGAACACGGAUACGAGCAGCUGCAGGAGUUUCUGCAGCUCUGCUGGGUUUAAUACUUCUCCCUAUCACUGUCUUCUUGUGUAUUAGGUGAACAUUAUUGUGUUAUCUCUAAGACCAGUCAUGUUUAAACUUUAUUUGUUUUUGUACAACAGGACUUCCAAUCCAUAAACUUUACAGAAUUUCAGAGACAUUGCAGCAAUAUGAAUGUAUGUGUGUGUGUCAGGUUGUGUCUUAGACUCCACCUUUCUCAGAACAUCUCAUGCUGCUCCAGGUGUGGGGGCCUAUUUCACCCUACCAUGCUCCCUGCUGGUGGCUGGUGCCCCACCCGCCAGCUGCUGCUUGGUGUGGCCUGGUCCCCCUGGCUGUGUCCAGGGCCUGCUGGGGUGGGGGCCCAAGGGUCUUCUCUUUAACAUGAAUUUAUGAUCACUGUCUCGUCUCAUCAGAUGACCCUUGAUCUCAUUUAUGAAAACAUCUCAGCUCAGUCAGCAGGGCAGGAUGAUCAUCACUACAGCAGACUGCACUUCAGUGAAAACCACACAGCUGACCUCUACUCCACCAUCGAGCCACUGUGUGCUCAAUAAAGAAACGUUUGUUAAUAUGGUGAUUUUUUUCUCCAAUGAUAAACGUUUACCAUCACAGCAAAGACACUGCAGCUUCUUGAUCCAUCAGUGGAUUACGCUCACUUUAUUGGAAUAUAAAUUACAGGAGAAAUAAGUUGAAAUUGAAAUCCAAUUGAGAUUGAAAAGCUCUAAUCUUAAGCACUUUACUUUGUGUGCUUCUGAUGCCAUUAAUGAAAACAUCAAAGUCAUUGUGUCUGCAGGUUUCUCUUCUGUUAGGUUUUUGUCUGUACCACAAAAUAACCACUAACAGUGUCACAUGUCUCUGCUCUCACUGUCAGCACUGUCAGGUUUUAGAUGAACAUAUAAUAAUAUGUAGCCAUGUCACAUGU
Molecule: messenger RNA, 2614 nt
Organism: Maylandia zebra (zebra mbuna)
Lineage: Eukaryota; Metazoa; Chordata; Actinopteri; Cichliformes; Cichlidae
Source: RefSeq, a predicted model, not a curated record